AAAAUAAAUCAAAAUCAAAUAUAUAAUAACGGAAAUACUAUGGGUUAUUUUAGCGUUGUAAAUUUUCAAUUUUGGGGAAAAUGGGGGCGCGGUAAUUUUUUUACAACAGAAACAAGCAGUAACAUAGUGGGCUAGGGUUUUUUACCGGGUCGCAAACCCGACCCGCGGAAAAGCCGAACAGCACUCGAAGCAGAACGGCGCGCCUCACGAUCAUCGAUCUUCCCCGGCGAAAACACGAUUUUCACCACUGGCGAACUCGGACAGGGCACAGAAGAUCGUGAACUCGUACGAUCUUACGAGACAGAUCGCGAUUUUGACUUCCAUGAACACAAGAGAUAGUUCUCUCGUUCUACUCAAGCAAGGAGCUGAAGCUAGGGUUUUUGAGUCUUCUUUUGUGGGAAGGAAAUCCGUUGUCAAGGAACGAUUCUCAAAGAAGUACAGGCAUCCAACUUUGGAUUCAAAAUUGACCCUCAAGCGCUUAAAUAUGGAGGCUAGGUGCAUGACCAAAGCAAGGCGACUUGGGGUUUGGACUCCUGUGCUGUAUGCUGUGGAUCCUGUGUUGCACACUUUAACAUUUGAAUAUGUUGAGGGCACUUCAGUCAAAGAUGUGUUUCUUGAAUUUGGGUCACAUGGUGUUAAUAAAGAGAGGCUGGAUGAUAUUGCAUUCCAAAUUGGUGAUGCAAUUGGAAAGCUACAUGAUGGUGGUCUUAUUCAUGGUGAUUUAACAACAUCAAACAUGUUACUAAAGAGUGAUACAAAGCAUUUGGUUCUUAUUGAUUUUGGUUUGAGCUUCACUUCAACUCUACCUGAAGACAAGGCUGUUGAUUUGUAUGUUCUAGAAAGAGCUCUUAUUGCAAUGCAUUCAUCAUGUGGGAAUGUGAUGGAUCAGAUACUUGCUGCAUACAGGAAGUCAUCAAAGCAGUGGUCAUCCACAUUGAACAAGCUGGCACAAGUGCGACAAAGAGGACGGAAGAGGAUCAUGGUUGGAUGAAUCUUUAUCGAAUUUCAUUAGAGAUAUAAAAGAGAUGACAACUAAGGAUGUUAUUAACAUAGUGUAAUUUUUCUUUACAUUGCCUCUCUAUUUGCAUAUUUGUAGUAUGGUUAUCUCUUCUUACAGUUUAUAAAAAAUGCGAUGACUUUUGAACUUGGUUUA
Glycine soja is the source of this 1153-nucleotide messenger RNA. RefSeq names its product EKC/KEOPS complex subunit TP53RK-like. NCBI's taxonomy places the organism in Eukaryota, Viridiplantae, Streptophyta, Magnoliopsida, Fabales, Fabaceae. Gene Ontology annotation, cellular component: EKC/KEOPS complex; nucleus; cytosol. Bases 323 to 991 code for a protein of 222 amino acids. The transcript has 6 exons. Gene Ontology annotation, molecular function: ATP binding; protein serine/threonine kinase activity. The record is from RefSeq and is a predicted model, not a curated record. Gene Ontology annotation, biological process: protein phosphorylation.